Merops nubicus (carmine bee-eater) is the source of this 945-nucleotide messenger RNA. It is a transcript of the gene GRAMD2A, whose product is annotated as GRAM domain containing 2. Gene Ontology annotation, biological process: regulation of store-operated calcium entry. The transcript is spliced from 10 exons. Gene Ontology annotation, cellular component: endoplasmic reticulum membrane; organelle membrane contact site; extrinsic component of cytoplasmic side of plasma membrane. Gene Ontology annotation, molecular function: phosphatidylinositol-4,5-bisphosphate binding. NCBI's taxonomy places the organism in Eukaryota, Metazoa, Chordata, Aves, Coraciiformes, Meropidae. Bases 1 to 945 code for a protein of 314 amino acids. The record is from RefSeq and is a predicted model, not a curated record.
AUGCAUGAGAAAGCAGCUCCCCUGAAGACCCCUGAGUCCAUGCACGGCCGUGACAAACUGGAGGCAUCCCACAAAGAGAAGAGUUUGGAUUCCCUUGACGGCAGCCUUCACCUGAAUGAAGCCCUGAAGGAUGAGGACAUCAAGAAAUGCCACCGGGAAGUGGUAAGUCCUUGCAAGUACAACUCCCAGUACCACAAGCUUUUCAAGGACAUCCCGACGGAGGAGAGCGUGCUGAAAGUUUGCUCCUGCGCCCUCCAGAGAGACAUCCUCAUCCAGGGAAGGCUUUACAUCUCCCCCAACUGGCUCUGCUUCUACGCCAACCUUUUUGGAAAGGACAUCAAGGUUGUGAUCCCGGUGGUCUCUGUGCAGCUGAUCAAAAAGCACAAGACGGCUCGGCUGCUGCCCAACGGCUUGGCCAUCACCACCAACGCCAGCAGAAAGUACAUCUUUGUAUCCCUCAUCUCCCGUGACAGCGUCUACGACGUCCUGAGGAGAGUCUGCACCCACCUGCAGGUCUCGAGUAAGAAGAGCCUGAGCUUGAAGGAGCUGUCGGAGGAGCCCGACGCCGUGUCGCUGGAGGUGAUCGUCCCCGAGGGGAAGUGGAGGAAGGUGUCACCCACCUCGUUGUCACUGUCACUGCCUGAUGCUGACUAUCAGUGCAUCCACCGGAGCUCUGUCAGCAGCCUGAGUGCCAAGGAGAGCUCCUUCACCUCCGAGGAGCCCCUGGUUUCCGAAAGUGCAAUAAACACGGAGGAGGAGCUGGAGGUGGAGCAGAGCUGUGUGGCAGAGCUGAGACCUUCCGACUACCAGCUCCUCAAGAUCUUCAUCGUGCUGAUCUGCCUGCUGGUCGUGUCCUCCUCGUACCUGGCGUUUCGGAUCUUCCGCCUGGAGCAGCAGCUCUGCUCUCUGAACCGGGACUACCUCUCCCGUGGGCACAGGAGGUGA